AUGGCUCUGGAGGAAAGACCUACUGAGAUCACCCAGCCUGAAAUAACUGCUACUGAUCCAGAGAGACCACAACAGCAGGAUUACAAAAUGCCUUGUGUUAUAACUGUUCACAUUCAAAGAGGUGAUAAUUCAAUUGAAAGUAUAGCUGUUGAGGUCGAAAAAUGCACUCGUAUCAAACCUUUCAUAGGUGGGUACCGACAUACGAUGACUGGGGCUGAAUUCCAUCAUGCAGCAGUCCAGACAAUACCUAAGAAACGACCAGACAAAGAAAUAGAAGAGUUCUGUAGAGACACACAGACAGUUGAUGAGAAGACUCAGCAACAGCAGACAAACAACACAACAUCGACGCAGAUGAGCAAGAUUGGGUGUUAUGUGUCAAACAUAACUGACAGAUUGCUGGCUCCUGGAAUGUAUAUGACAGCAGAAGAAUACCAUGCCAGAAGGCUUCAUGCAACGCUGGUCAUUCAGACUCAUACCAGGCGCUGGCUGGCCACCAGGUAUGUUCAGCAACUGAGAAAUCAGAAAAUGCUCUACCUGGAGUGGGUUGAGCAGGAAGCAUUGAGAAGGAAGCUUGAAAAAGAAAACCGCAUGAAAAGAGAUUUUGAGAGGAGAAUGAAUCCAAAAACAAAGGAAGACUUUGAACUUGUGUUCAGUACCUUGGAACAAUGGAGACAGGAGGAGAUGGACCACAUCAGUGCAACUCUUACAGGCACGGACAGGAAGGCAGCAUUGUGUGCUCUGCUGGAGCAGGAGGCACAGAUUAUUGCCUGCAUAGGAAGACACAAACUGACAGCAGGUGAUGAGAAUGUGAAAAAGUCUGUCAAAGCCUUUUUGGAGAAGUGUGCUGCAAUAAAGAAAUGGAAACGAUUUGAUGGUAAAUUAGUUGAAAUGGAUACACCCGACACCAUUCGAGCCAGAGAGCUCAAAGACUUGUAUGCCAGUGUAAACAUGACCUCCCUAACCCAAGAAGAGAGACUGGAUGUGCUUUUAAUCCUGAAGCACACUGUACAGGAGCAUGACUGUAAGCUAACUCAAGAAAUAGUGGAGCUUAUUGACAGGGAAGAAGAUCUGUUAACACGAGGGGUAAAGAAGGUCAGCCUGGAAGGACUGAGGCAAAGAAUUUCCACUUUGUUUCUUCAGUACAUAAAGACUCCAUUAUUCAAUCCAGAAGUGAUCAGGUUACUGAAGGUUCCACAGGAUCCAUUAACAUUGCGAAAGAAUAUCUACUUGUGCAGUGGCUGUAACAGAUACUUGACCUCCAGUGAAUUUAAGAUAACAACAAGAUCAAGUGCAAUUGGUCGAUGUCAACAUUGCUACCUGUUGGAAAAUGAAGCCCAUCAUCGAGAAGAAUAUUCAGAAUACAGAGACAUGCUGAAACAUCUUAGACAAACAGAAGCCGAUUAUCCUGUAAAAGGAAAGAUUGCUUGUUUGAUUCAGGAAAAGGACCUGCAAUACCUGCUUGAAGCCAUCUGGGGUGUCCAGUCGGCACUGAGUGCCUGGGAUGAGCUCUCUGAACUUGUGCUUGUGAGAUGGAAUAAAUAUGUAGAAUGGUCUCCAUGGAAUUGCAUCCUGUUAACCAAAGAUGAAGCUAAAGCACACUUCAAACUGAAAGAUGUUGAAAAGGACUAUGAAGUGAAGUUCAUUCAAAGCGUCAAGCAGAAACAUGUUUUGGGAAAGAAAUAUUUCUCCAGGAUUGAAAUUAUGGCUAAGCAGUUAUAGGAUUUAGAUGCUUCCAAACUGCACUCUAUACUUCUGCAGCAUCCCUUCAAGACCAUACAAAGUGUUUUUCACAGAAUCUCAAAAGCCUAUUUAGGACCUUAG
Molecule: messenger RNA, 1821 nt
Organism: Erpetoichthys calabaricus (reedfish)
Lineage: Eukaryota; Metazoa; Chordata; Cladistia; Polypteriformes; Polypteridae
Product: IQ and ubiquitin-like domain-containing protein
Exons: 10
Biological process (GO): cilium assembly
Cellular component (GO): motile cilium; acrosomal vesicle
Source: RefSeq, a predicted model, not a curated record